UCAUUUAAUCAUAUCUUCAUUAUUCUCUAGUUUUCAUAUACAUCCAAGAGUUAAGAGUAAGAGAGCCUUGGUUUUUGACAAAGCUUAGCCUAAGAUUUAUUGUGUGAAGAUAGAUCUUCAGAUUUUAUUAAUACACAAUCUCUGACACGUUUUUAUCAUAAUCUCAGUCUCUUAAAAACAAUAUGUAACACUUCUUCAGUUUCCACGCCCCAAGAAUCUAUAUAAGAACCCCUCCACAACUAUACCAAAGAGCAUAACAACAACAACACCAAAACUAAGAAGAGCUCUUGAGAGAAAUGGAUAACUCCAAUGUACUCGUUAGGGGAAACCGUCAAGUGAAUGAAGAGAAGCCUCCUCCGCGAGUGUGUCCAAGGUGUAGCUCAGACAACACCAAGUUCUGUUUCUACAACAACUAUAGCGUGUCUCAACCACGUUACAACUGCAGGAGCUGUCGCCGAUUCUGGACUCAUGGUGGAGUUUUAAGGAACAUACCAAUUGGUGGAAGGGCCCGCAAAGUCAAGCGUACAAGGAUAGAUCAGCCAUCUGUUUCUCAGGUGGUUUCUGUUGUUGAACAGGUUAAUAAUCACCAACCUUUCUCACAUGCUCAAGAAACCAACGAAAUUCUUGGAACUUUUGGUGGUUCUUCUUCUUCUGCUGCUGCUGUUGGGAACCAUUUCAGUUAUUCGACUGAAACUCAUAGUGUGAUGGCGCCUCCAAUUCGAAGCAUUCCACCAAUGGCUCGCUUUGAUGGAUCUUUUAACCAAGGUUAUUACGGUGAUGGAUUCAAUGAUUUGGUUGGUAAUCCUUUGAUGAACCAAUCAUUUGGUGGAAAUGUUGGUAAUUAUAACAGUUACUUCGUAAAUCAAGAGGAUCCAAACAAGCGAAACCAGAGCUUCAACAACAGCAUGAACAUGAAUCAUAGUGCCAGCACUAGUGGAAGCAGAGAAUAUCCAGGCAUUGAUUACAUGAUCAAUAACAACAACAAGAAGUAUGUGUUUCGUUCCGCCUAUCAUUUGGAGAAGCAUGGUCCUUGAAUCAUAACCGUUUUACCCGUUUUCUUUUAAGCUAAUAAUGUUUCAGCUUUUCGUUUCUUCUGUUGGGUCUUCUUAUUUAAGUUCUAAGAGUUUGCAUCUUUGUAUCAGGCAUAAGUUACUUGUCCGGUCUUUGUAUAAUAUUACUAAUUUAUAAUCA
Molecule: messenger RNA, 1191 nt
Organism: Brassica napus (rape)
Lineage: Eukaryota; Viridiplantae; Streptophyta; Magnoliopsida; Brassicales; Brassicaceae
Product: dof zinc finger protein DOF4.4-like
Exons: 1
Coding region: 297-1034 (245 amino acids)
Biological process (GO): regulation of DNA-templated transcription
Molecular function (GO): DNA-binding transcription factor activity; DNA binding
Source: RefSeq, a predicted model, not a curated record